UUACCAGCCACUGCGUUUAAAGUGGUGAAAGUAGACAGCCGGGAUUUGUGGGUGGGUCGGUGGGUUGUGAGUGUUUUUAAAAAUGUGAAAACAGCGUUCAUGGACUAUGUACCAGUACGCAUGUGAGUGAUUUAUAAAGAAUUAAAACCGUCGCGUGAGAAAAUCACUGGAACGUGGAUACAGACUCGGAAAGACGACCCGAAGAUUCUGCGAAUAUAUAUAUUAUAGACCGAGUGUGCUGUCAGAAAUAAAAAUAGUAAAACGAUGAACGCGUUGCUGCCGUUAAUAGCUCUGAGCGUGUGCGUUACACAUGCUUUCAAUCUCGAGCCACGAAUACCCAUUAUCAAAAGAGGCUUCGAGGGUUCCUAUUUCGGCUACUCGGUCGCCGAACACAUAGACGUUUCGUCGCCGAUAUCCGUUAGCAAGAUAUUGGUGGGUGCACCUUUAGAUCAGAAUCUGCAGCCUGGAACAAAUCGGUCAGGUGCAUUGUGGCAAUGUCCGUUGACAACAUACACGAGAGAUUGCAUCCAAGUUCCCACAGACGGAAUGAAGAUGGACGAUGGUCUAUUAGAAUCAAACGAUUCAACUUCGGAGUCGAAGAAGGAGGAUUUAGUACCUCCAGGAAAUGACGAGAUUAAAGAUGGUCAGUGGCUGGGAGUUACCGUGCGCAGUCAAGGUGUAGGUGGCAAAGUAAUGGUGUGUGCUCAUCGUCAUAUUGUGAAAACAGCGGACUCGCAGUGGGGCCAAGGCCAGUGCUACAUACUGUCACAGAACUUGGAAAGUAUCGAACUGAGAAAGCCUUGCUCCGGAAAACCUACGAACAAAGCACACGAACAGUUCGGUUACUGUCAAGCAGGGACCAGCGGUUUGUUCACUUCGGAAGAUCGUAUUGUUAUCGGCACACCGGGUCCGCACACUUGGCGCGGAACACUGUAUCUCUUCACUGUGUCCGACGAAUUUUUAACUAGGGACAACACGAUUUACAACACGCCAAUGCAAGAUACCUCCUCGCCCGUGAAUAAAUACAGUUAUCUAGGAAUGUCCGUAGCUGUUGGGAAUUUCUUUGGCAAAGGUUUGGUUUACGCGGCGGGAGCACCUCGUUCCAACGGCACGGGUCAAGUGAUAUUGUUCAUCAGGCACGAAUUCAAACCGGAGAUGGACGUUGCUCUCAUCUUGAACGGCGAGCAGUUCGCCUCGAGUUAUGGAUACGAGAUCACGUCAGCAGAUAUAAACGGAGACAAAGUAACCGAUUUAGUCGUGGCAGCGCCGUUUUAUUUCACCAAGACGGAAGGCGGAGCUGUGUACAUUUAUACAGCGCUAGAUUUGUGCAAAACCACGAGGGAUAACGAGAAAUGUGCUCCCGUCAAGCUCGUUGGUCAUGAGGAAUCGAGGUUCGGAUUCGCACUGACGAAUUUGGGUGAUUUGAAUAAAGACGGCUUCGAGGACAUUGCGAUUGGCGCUCCGUACGAAGGCAAGGGAACAGUUUACAUCUACUUGGGCUCCAAGAACGGCAUCAUUAAAACACCGUCGCAGAUCAUUCACGCCGAUGAUGUGCCCACACCACUCAAAACUUUCGGUUAUUCGUUAAGCGGAGGUCUCGAUAUGGAUCACAACGGUUAUCCCGAUCUUUUGAUCGGAGCUUAUGAAAACGACGCGGUCGUACUUCUACGUUCCAAAAAGAUAAUCGACAUCACUACUUACAUACGAUACGCCAAGAAGGACGGAGUGUAUCACGAUACGAUGGAGCCCAUCGAUCCAAACAGGAUUGGCUGUUUGGCCGAUCCGGAUUCGAAUCACACAUGUUUCUCAUUCGAGGCUUGCUGCAAAACGGAAUCACUGGUGAAGGAAGAGUCUAUGCAGAAUCUGAAAUUGAAUUAUUUCAUCGAAGCGGAAACUUACACCGGAGCCAAGAAGUUCUCGAGAGUUUGGUUCGGUGCCAAUACGUACACGCGUCCUCAUUACGUUAACCGAACAGUUACCUUAGAUACCACGAAGUUGAUACACUGCCAGAAGGAGACUGUCUAUUUGAAGGAGAACACACGCGACAUCCAAUCUCCUAUAAAGUUUCGUUUGAAUUAUUCGCUGAUACAAGAGGAGCCGGUUAUGCCUCCGGAAGGCGCUUCCUUACCCAAGAUGAAGAAUUAUCCUAUACUCAAUCAGCAAGAAGCCGCGCGAGUGUUCGAAGCUGUAUUUCAGAAAGACUGCGGUAACAACGACAUUUGCGAGAGUAACUUGGAAGUAAUGGCCAAAUUGAACUUGUCCGCUUCCUCAGUAAAGCUGAACUUUUACGAGCUGCUUCUGGGCGAGAGGGAGGAGAUAGUGUUGGAGGUGAAUGUGGCGAAUGUCGGCGAGUCCGCGUACGAGGCUCAGCUGUUCAUCGUUCACUCGCAAAGCUUGAACUACAUUGCCAGCAAGAGCAACGAUUCUGUGAUAUGCAGUCUGCAUAAUGCCACCAUGGUGUCGUGUUCGAUCGGUAAUCCGUUCAAGAAGGACAAAGCGGUGGACAUACAAGUGAGAUUCGAUCCCAAGGGUCUCGAAGACAACGAGUCGCAACUGAAUUUCACGAUUUUCGCCAAUUCCACAUCGAAGGAAGUCACGGAGAAGCGACCCACCGUGUUGCAGGCUACAAUUUUGAAACGCGCCGAGCUCUCAAUUAAAGGGAUCGCUAAAACUCAAUGGGCGUUUUACGGAGGUCCAGUGGUCGGUGAGUCCGCGAUAAAACACUUGAACGAGAUUGGACCGAAAGUGUCGCACAUUUACGAGGUGUUCAACGAGGGUCCGUGGAAAGUCAGCACCGUGGAGGUGCGCAUUUCGUGGCCGUAUGAAGUCGCUAACGACAAAGCGCACGGAAAGUGGUUGUUGUACAUCGAAGAGAUGCCAACGGUUCAAGCUUUGGGAGACGGCGAAUGUAUACUGCCACCGGGACACGUGGUCAAUCCGUUGAGACUGCAGGAUAGUAUCACUUUCGACGGCCUCGACAUUCUCCAACCUGCGUCACGUCCGUCGGCGAAUGAACAUUUCAACAAUUACACCAAUCACGUAAGAGUAACGCGAGACACGGAAAAGGUUGUAAAUACGCGAACGGUUAUCGAUAAGGACGGACGUCGGCAUCGCGUGGUCGCAAUGAAUUGCAAAGCCGGCACGGCAAAAUGUUUCGACAUUACGUGCUACAUAUACAACUUGCAGAGAAAACAGGAAGCCACGAUCACUGUUAAAGCGAGACUUUGGAAUUCCACUCUGGUCGAGGAUUAUCCGAAAGUUGACAUGGUCAAGAUAGGAUCCACCGCUAGGAUAGUGAUACCUCCAAAUAUUGUUAUACAGCAGGAAAACUUGAAGGACGAUCACGCGAUUGCUGAGACGAUUGCGUAUCCUGAUCUGUUGGACCAGCAGGAAGUCGAGCCCAUACCGCUGUGGAUAUACAUAGUGGCCGCGGUCGCGGGUAUUCUCCUGUUUAUUUUGCUUACAUUGGUGUUGAGAAAACUCGGUUUCUUCAAGAGACGACGCCCCGAUCCGACGCUGUCCGGCAAUCUCGAGAAGCACAGAGACGAUAAUCCGGAAAACGAGGCGUUGUUCAAACACUGAGAUUCAACUAGCGGCUCGAAGCAUUCGAAAUAAUCGCGGCAAACUGUCAUAAUUACUUAAAAAAGAAACUGUAAGUACUUAUGAUGCAAAGGUACAUAUUUGCGCGCGCACGCGCGUUUUUUUUUUUUUUUUCUCGUUUUAUACCGCCCGAGAACUCACGGGAUGUGCGUAUUUCGCACGCACGAGCAGCUAAAAAAACACGCGGUUUUAUUGAUAAUAUAGAUUGUGAUACGCGUGUAAUGCUAGAUGUUUUACGCGACGAGGCUUUUUUUUCCUCGAGAACGUUUGGGAAAAUUUGUACACCAACGCGCUCGAGUUAUUUGUUGAAAUAUUCUUUCGGGAUAGAACGCAUCACAUUAUUUCGAUCGAUAUUAUGUACGACGUGUUUAUUUAAUCGUAAUUCUUCAGAUAUACGAUUAAAUAAAUAAGUUCUUUCAUGUUUUCAUCUUCAAAGCACACAUCUGCAAUUUUGGCAUUUUGUAUUGCAUGUAUUGGUUUGAAAAAGAAAAUUGUCUGUUUUUUUUUUGCCAAUUACAAAGUUUAAUGCAAAAUUCCACAAAGGACGAAAAAACAAAAGGAAACACACCGAAUAGAUAAAUAGGACAUGAGUUUGAACUGACGGCUGCUUCAUCCGAUAAAGAGGCACUUAUUUCGUAGGGUAAUGAAACAUUCGUUUUAUUAUAUAUCGUUUUUAAUUCUAGCUGUCGAAUGUAUAAAAUAGAAUUCUUAAUAUUUCAUAAUCUCACAUUUUACUCGUGCCAUACGCAUUUAAAAUAGCGUUGACAUGAUUAGAAUCGCAUCAAAUCGUUUCUCGCGUCGUUUUAAGUCUCGAAUAUCUCCCAGCAGAGAGUAUUUAUUGCAAAAAUGGAAGAGAAGACUUACGUUACUUAAAACAGAUUUCCAUUUGCACUUCUAAGGAUUUUCUUCCGCAUUUCGAUUAAAUUGCGUAAGUUUUAUCAAAAUCGCAUUAUGCGAAUGUUAACGUAAACAUAUUAGUACGUUUAGAGAGAAAAAGCCAGCUUUUUUUUUUUUUUUAUUUUUUUAAAACUAUUUAUCCAACAACGCGUGAAGUAAUCGAUUACGUAAAACGAAAUUUCACACGAGGUUUGUGUGUCACAAGAAUACGCCAAGAUGUGCAACAAUUCGAAUCAAGUUUUAAAUAACGAGAGCAAAAAUACAUUCAAUAUAAAAAAAAAAGCUUGCUCUUUGAAAUAUUUGGAAAUUGCAUUUUGCGGAAUUGUUUUUACAGUCCGCAACAAUCGACGUAAUGGUGUGUCUUUAAUGCUUCUGUGUAUCGGAGAGACACGGUAGAUGUUUAAAUAUUUGUUGCACGUUACAUCGCUUUAAGAAACGAGAGAUCUUUUUAAUUAACGCGAUAUAUACAAACACGCUUACAGCAUCUCGCAAACAAAUAGUUUUUUAUUUGUUGUGUGGUGAGGAAAUCAUUCCCCGUAUAUUAUGAUUUUGCGCGAAACACUGCCGCGUUUGCGUUUUUUUUUUUUAAAUAGAGACUGCUAACGCGCACACACAUACGUGUGAGUGUGCGAGUUUUCAGGUAAUAUAAUGUUAUGAUCUUCCUGCCGAUGUUUGUUAUACUAUUCUCUAUAAAGACAAAAAAAAA
Pseudomyrmex gracilis is the source of this 5203-nucleotide messenger RNA. RefSeq names its product integrin alpha-PS1 (gene mew). Bases 265 to 3582 code for a protein of 1105 amino acids. The transcript has 17 exons. Gene Ontology annotation, molecular function: integrin binding. Gene Ontology annotation, cellular component: integrin complex; external side of plasma membrane. Gene Ontology annotation, biological process: cell-cell adhesion; cell adhesion mediated by integrin; cell-matrix adhesion. Lineage: Eukaryota; Metazoa; Arthropoda; Insecta; Hymenoptera; Formicidae. The record is from RefSeq and is a predicted model, not a curated record.